Messenger RNA from Dacryopinax primogenitus, 1131 nucleotides. RefSeq names its product TPR-like protein. NCBI's taxonomy places the organism in Eukaryota, Fungi, Basidiomycota, Dacrymycetes, Dacrymycetales, Dacrymycetaceae. The transcript has a single exon. The record is from RefSeq and is a predicted model, not a curated record. Bases 1 to 1131 code for a protein of 376 amino acids. Gene Ontology annotation, molecular function: protein binding.
AUGAACAAACAUGCCGCUGCGAUCUUAACCUCAGAGGAAGCCAGGGCUGAAUUCGACGAAAUGGGACACCGUCGAGGCGCAGCUCAAUGUCUCCGAAACAUGGGCAAUUCUCUGCGUGUGCUCGGCAAUUACGACGAAGCGCUUUCUAAAUUCGAGGCAUGCCGUGUUCUCGUCGACAGCAUCGGAGAUGAGCUGGGCAUGGCGCAGUGCCUCCGAAGCAUGGGCGAAGUUUUGCGUAUGAUGCAUAGAUAUGACGAGGCACGCUCGAAACUGGAAGAAGCGUACGCGAAAUUUGCAAGUAUCAAGAACCGCCUUGGGAUGGCCCAGUGUCCGCAAGCCAUUGGCAACCUCUUAAGUGCACAAGUCCGUUGCAAGGAUGCACUUGCCAAACUGGAAGAUGCCCAAUCAGAGUUCAGAGUGGUUGGAAGUCGGCUGGGGUACGCUCAGUGCACUUGGAAUAUUGGCAACAUGAUGCGGAUGUUGAAUCGGAAUGAAGAAACGUUUAGCAGCCUGCAACAAGCAUGCUCGGAAUUCGAGAGCAUCGGUGACCAACUGGGCGUUGCGCAAUGCUUGCAGCUUCCUGGAGAUGUGCUCCGCCAACUGGGUCGGCCGCUUGAAGCGCUGGUAGAUCUUGAAAAGGUCAAAGUCCAGUAUCAAGCAGUCAACAAUGGAUCGAGUUCUGCGCGGUGCACCAAGGAGAUAGCCGACACGCUCCUUAUGCUUGGUAGAACACAGGACGCGCUGACGAUGUUGGACGAAGCCAGCACGGAGUGUCGAUCGCUUGGAGAUCGACUCGGCGAAGCACAAUGCAAAUGGAGUCUUGCGCAUGCUUGGUAUCUUUCAAGUAGACAUGAUGAUGCGAUAUCGAAAUUGAGGGAAGCUGAGAUUGACUUCAAGUCUGUCACAAACCUGCUCGGCAUAGCAGAAUGCAAGAGACUCCUUGGUCAUGUCGAAAUGACAAGGGGCAGUCCUCAAGUUGCUAAAGUGCUAUUCACGGAAGCACUGAAACUGUACGAAACGUUGGGGACGCCAGGUCCGCUGCAAUACUGUAAGAAGAUGUUGAAGAAAGCUGAAAGAGCUGCUGCACGACAUGGUGGGUUGGAGACUAGUCAGAUCCUGCCCGACACAUAG